Knipowitschia caucasica is the source of this 579-nucleotide messenger RNA. Lineage: Eukaryota; Metazoa; Chordata; Actinopteri; Gobiiformes; Gobiidae. The record is from the annotation of a GenBank genome assembly.
AUGCAGCCCAGAGGUUCCGGAGCUCAGGAGGUGGAUUGGGAUGCAGCCCAGAGGUUCAGGAGCUCAGGAGGUGGAUUGGGAUGCAGCCCAGAGGUUCAGGAGCUCAGGAGGUGGAUUGGGAUGCAGCCCAGAGGUUCAGGAGCUCAGGAGGUGGAUUGGGAUGCAGCCCAGGAGCUCAGGAGGUGGAUUGGGAUGCAGCCCAGAGGUUCAGGAGCUCAGGAGGUGGAUUGGGAUGCAGCCCAGAGGUUCAGGAGCUCAGGAGGUGGAUUGGGAUGCAGCCCAGAGGUUCAGGAGCCUCAGGAGGUGGAUUGGGAUGCAGCCAGAGGUUCAGGAGCCAGGAGGUGGAUUGGGAUGCAGCCAGGAGCUCAGGAGGUGGAUUGGGAUGCAGCCCAGAGGUUCAGGAGCUCAGGAGGUGGAUUGGGAUGCAGCCCAGAGGUUCAGGAGCUCAGGAGGUGGAUUGGGAUGCAGCCCAGAGGUUCAGGAGCCCAGGAGGUGGAUUGGGAUGCAGCCCAGAGGUUCAGGAGCCCAGGAGGUGGAUUGGGAUGCAGCCCAGGAGCUCAGGAGGUGGAUUCAGACUAA